AUGUUGUCCAAAGGAGUUGCUGGUUGCUUGGCCGCCGGUUUCCAGCUCCUUUACGACUUCCUUUUGUUGUGUUGGGUCUUCGAGUUUCGCGCCGGCCUCAAAUCCAGUGUACUUUUUCCAUCUGGUCUUAUUGGUGAUGAUGACGAAGGUUUGGAAAGAGUGAAGGAGUCGCGGAUGCAGUGCAAUUUUUGGUGGGUGUUCUCUCUCAAUCUUGCUCUGGCUGGAGAAUCGGCCCCGCACCAUCUUCGAAUCUCCGCUUCGUCGGAGAUGGAUCCUCACAACCGGCGGGUGAUCGACGAUUCCCUGGUCGCUGCCAAUUACCUCGCCUCCGAGAUGAGAGAGAGAGCAUCUCCGAAUCUUCUCUUUGUCGAUGAAGGACGCUCAAAAUCGCGGGGUAUCGCCGAUUCCCUGGCGUUUCGCAACUACCUCGGCUCCGAGAAAGAUAGAGAGAGAGAGAGAGAUGAGAUGGACUGGGUUUGGUGUGAUCAAUGGGCAGAUUUUACAGUAAUGGGAAAGUUUUGUAGAGACCCAGGUCUGCGAGGGCUCUUGAGAUUGAUUUGUCGGAAGAUUAUUGACGCUCGCAGGGACACUUUCUUGCGUCAGGGAGGGUUCUGGGUGGCCCGAGUUGUCGUGAGGAUCCAGCUCACAGUUCUCUGCCUGCGCCAUCACUGCUUUGUGGAUUCGGGUUUUGGUUUAAGGUGAUUGUUGUAGCUCUUUCAACUGGGUUUGUUUUCUGUUUAUGAUUCGUUGUUUGAUUCUCCCAAAACUUUUCUCCGCUUAAAGUUCUAAUCAAGUUGUUUCUCUCCCAUUCUCACCUGCGAGCAUCGGAAUCGGAGAGGAGAGGAAAUUCAAAAGAUGGCUCAAGCUUUUCCAAAAAAAAAGAGAGUUGAUCGGCGUGUAAGCAGCUGAACUCCUCUCCUAAAAAAACCCAAUGUUGGAGCAAGAUUGGAGUGAGGUCCACGUCAGCGGUGGUAAGGUCAACUCCAUAUUGGAAGAUGAAUGGAUGCACGACGGCGCGGAUUCAGUGAGGAAUGCCUCAACAGAGUAUAUCUUUCUCAUUUGAUUCAUGUUUUGGAGUGUGCUAAAUCAAAGGCACUUUAUCAAAAUAUGGUGAACUGCUAUAAAGUUCUUGGGUGUUAGAAAUUCAGAGCUUUGCUGGCUAUUUUGUUGUCCUCUUGCAUGAU
This is a messenger RNA of Linum tenue, 1184 nucleotides long. The record is from the annotation of a GenBank genome assembly. NCBI's taxonomy places the organism in Eukaryota, Viridiplantae, Streptophyta, Magnoliopsida, Malpighiales, Linaceae.